CGAAGAAAUGGGGCGGAGAAUGCACGUUUACACGCACCGCGUCAAAUUCGUCUAAUUUCAUUGGAAACAUGUCGGCAGCUGAGAAAAUGACCAAGGAGUUUUCUGAGAAUGAUGCAUUGGAAACCGUACCUAAAGUGAGAGACUCAAGCCAGCCAGAUGAAGGUGAUGCAAGUACUGCCACAGCAGUGGUUACGAAGGAGACCGAGCCGAUUGGUGGAAUGCUGUCACAGUCGCUGUUCCAGGAGAUUCAGGGGGAUGGUUCGAAAAAUGGGGAGGAGAGCGAACGACUAUCAACAACAUCCUCUUCUGUGUCCAGCAGAAACCUUGCAGGACAUGCAGCGAAGACCCUUCCAUCCACAUCCUCUUCACUCUCCUUCACUUCCUCUCCACCUGGCAGAGCAAAGAUGAGUGUUUUUGGUCCUGGAAGUAAAGCUCUCCUGCCCCAUCCCUCAUCCUCCUCUCCCCAUCCCUCAUCCUCCUCUCCCCAUCCCUCAUCCUCCUCUCCCCAGACAGCAAAGAUACACCGUGCUCGCAAGACCAUGAACAGACCUCCCCCAACACAGGUGAGGUGCAUUGAGUCUCCAAUCGUGCCAGUUAACCCCACAGAUCCCACGACCAGCUUCACGACAGACAGCGAUACUGCGGCAGCAAAAAGGAGAAGGUUGGGCCAAGGUUUUGACUGUACACCUGAGAAGGCAGAGAGCGCUAUAGGCACAGAGCAGAGGGAAGAUCGUGUACUCCGCGAGGCUGCGAGACGGCGUGAUAGUUGGCUGGAGGACUUGGAGGAGGAUGCAGAUGAGGACGAGUUCCUUCUCUAUAACCCCUACGCAAGAGACGACACGGAUGCAGCCUAUUCCGACAGCAAGUCUGAAGAUGGUAGAAUAGAGGAAAGGCUACAUGAAAGAGAGGCAGAGGAGUCUGGUAACAUGACAGAUCAUAGCUCUGAGUCAGACCCACAGAGGCAGGGCCAGAGGAACAAAGUGAGCAGCGAUUCGCCAUGGACUCGCCCAGGGCGGGGAAAAGGGAGAGAGAGAGUCGAAGGAGUAGAGGCAGGAAGAGUGUCGGCAGCAUCUGCUCUAGGUGGGUCCCGCGAGUACACAGAGGUUGCCUUGGGCUCCCUGGACAUCGCGGCUGCAGACAGCCUAACACGCUCACCUCACCACGAAGGCAGUGAUGGUGGGGAGACGGAGCGUCUGGAGGAGCUGCCUCUGUGCAGCUGCAGGAUGGAAGCACCACGCGUAGACGGCACCAGCAGACGGCCCAACAGACUCUGCAUGGCCACAGAGAGCGUCAAUGGAGAGCUGGUGGGCUGUACCAAUAUUAUUCUGAAGGGGGAGACCAUGCGCCCGUCCAGUCGAGUUUCCCUCAUGGUGCUGUGCGAGAGCCAUCGGUCACAUAUGGUCAAACAUCACUGCUGCCCUGGAUGUGGAUACUUCUGUAUCGCGGGCACCUUCCUAGAGUGCUGUCCGGACCAGCGCAUCGCCCACCGCUUCCACCGGGGCUGUGUGACAGUGCUGGGGGCUGGGAGGGGCAGGGGCUUGGGCACGGGCAUGCUCUUCUGCCCCCACUGUGGCGAGGAUGCCUCGGAGGCCCAAGAGGUCACCAUCCCCCCCUCAGCAUCUGCGGUCACUGUGGUCACCACCUCAGCCUCCUCCACCACCACACCGUCCCUCCCACCCUCCAUUCCCUCGGCCCUCUCCCUGGCGGCCUCCACGGGGGGCGCUGAAGAACGGGAAGAGGCCAGAAGGCCCUAUCAGGUGAGGAUGGAGGCAGAGAUGCGAGGAUGCGUGGGGUGGUUAAGAAGGACCCGGAGCAGCAGCCCCCCCAAGCCGCUGUGGCAGCCGGGCCUGUCAACGCAGCUCCCCCAGGGGAGGGGGGGAGUGGACAGUGUGGGACCCUCCCUCUGUCUGCCCAAUGGGAAGCCAAUCUGUCCCAGUGCACUUCCCCCUGGGCCCAGUAGGGCAGCGCUGCAGAAGGCUAUUCUCACCCAGGACACUGAGAGGAGGAAGAAGCUGAGGUUCCACCCCCGCCAGCUCUAUCCAGCCGCCAAGCAGGGCGAGGUGCAGCGAGUUCUGCUCAUGCUCAUGGAGGGCAUAGACCCAACCUACCAGGCUGAAUCCCAGAACAGACGCUGUGCUCUCCACGUUGCAGCCCAGAGAGGCCUGCUGGAGGUCUGCUACAUGCUGGUGCAGGCAGGUGCGAAACUGGACGUCCAAGACAAGUCCAUGAGGACCCCUCUCCUGGAGGCCAUCGUCAACAACCAUGUGGAAGUGACCAGGUACCUGGUCCAGAGUGGAGCCUGCGUCUAUCACACUGAGGAAGAUGGCUACACUGGUCUCCACCACGCAGCCAAACUGGGAAGUCUGGACAUUGUCACCCUUUUGUUGGAGACGGGACAGGUGGACAUCAACGCACAGGAUAGUGGAGGAUGGACAUCUAUCAUCUGGGCUGCAGAGCAUAAGCACAUCAAUGUCAUCAGAGCACUGCUUAACAGGGGAGCUGACGUCACCCUCAAGGACAAGGAGAUGAAUGUGUGUCUCCACUGGGCGUCCUUCGCAGGCUGUGUGGAGAUAGCAGAGAUGGUGCUGAAUGCUGGCUGCCAGCUGUCCUCUGUCAACAUGCACGGGGACACUCCCCUACACAUUGCUUCCAGGGAGGGCUUCCUCGAGUGUGUCACGCUUUUCCUCUCUAGGGGGGCAGACAUUGACAUCAUGAACAGGGAGGGGGACACUCCUCUUUCUCUGGCGCGUUCCGAUUCGCCCGUCUGGGUGUCACUCCAGAUAAACCGGAAGCUGCGGAGAGGGAUAGCCAAUCGCAUGCUUCGUACAGAGAAGAUCAUCAGCAGUGACGUAGCCCAGGGGUAUGAGAACGUGCCUAUCCCCUGUGUGAACGCAGUGGAUGAUGAGGGGUGUCCCUCAGACUACAAGUACGUCUCCGAGAACUGUGAGACUUCAGCCAUGAACAUCGACCGCAACAUCACGCACUUACAGCACUGCAGCUGCACAGAUGACUGCUCCUCCAGCAACUGUCUGUGUGGUCAGCUCAGUAUCCGCUGCUGGUACGACAAGGACCACCGGUUGCUCCAGGAGUUCAAUAAGAUCGAACCGCCUCUCAUAUUUGAGUGUAACCUGGCGUGCUCCUGCUACCGCACCUGCAAGAACAGAGUGGUGCAGGCGGGGAUCAAGGUGCGUCUACAGUUGUACCGGACAGAGAAGAUGGGAUGGGGAGUACGGGCUCUACAGGACAUUCCCCAAGGUAGCUUCAUCUGCGAAUAUGUUGGAGAACUCAUCUCUGAUGCAGAGGCAGAUGUAAGAGAAGAUGACUCCUACCUCUUUGACCUGGACAAUAAGGAUGGGGAGGUGUACUGCAUCGAUGCCCGUUACUACGGUAACAUCAGCCGCUUCAUAAACCACCUGUGCGACCCUAACAUCAUCCCCGUGCGUGUAUUCAUGCUACACCAGGACCUGCGCUUCCCCCGCAUCGCUUUCUUCAGUUCCAGAGACAUCCUCACAGGACAGGAACUAGGGUUUGAUUAUGGAGACCGCUUCUGGGACAUAAAGAGUAAAUACUUCACCUGCCAGUGUGGAUCAGAGAAAUGCAAACACUCAGCGGAGGCCAUCGCCUUGGAGCAGAACAGGCUCGCUCGACUGGAGGCCUGCCCAGAAUCAGAGACUGACCCUGGGCUUGCCAUGUUAGGAAACUCCUAGGCUUCCCUGGUGCCUGUUGCAUGUAUUUUUUUACAGUCACUUCAUUUUGUAUGAAUUUGUGCAUUUGUUUCAGUGUGGUAGACAAAUCUUAACUUCUUCGAUGUAUAGGGUAUAAGUGACUGGACAAAAGGUGUCUUCUGUGUAAGACCCUUUCAUACAGUAUUGCCAUGAGAGAUCAAGUUAUGCUCACCACUUGCUGUGCCAAAUACAUACUGAAUAAUUCAUUCCACAGUACUCCACCAUGAUAGUCUACUGCUGUGAAGCAGUUGAAGUUGCCAACAGCUGACUUGUGUAGUAAUGAAGUUAUGCAUAUGUCUUUGUUUAAAAAAAAAACAAAGUCCCUUUUGUUUUAUGUUCUGUCAUUUAAUAAAUAUGAUUACAAAUCGA
Molecule: messenger RNA, 4094 nt
Organism: Oncorhynchus gorbuscha (pink salmon)
Lineage: Eukaryota; Metazoa; Chordata; Actinopteri; Salmoniformes; Salmonidae
Product: histone-lysine N-methyltransferase EHMT2-like
Exons: 27
Coding region: 69-3707 (1212 amino acids)
Cellular component (GO): nucleus
Molecular function (GO): protein-lysine N-methyltransferase activity; p53 binding; histone methyltransferase activity
Source: RefSeq, a predicted model, not a curated record